GCAUCCACUUGUUUUUCUCAGACACUAUUUUCUUCCGAUUCUUUUUCCUCCAUGAUUUCUCUGAAAAUUCACCAACCCAAUAUUUUUCUCUUCGUUUCCCAAACUACCCCUCUCCGCUCCUUUCUUUCUCAUCCCAACUCUCCAGUUCCUCCAAGACCCAGAUUUUCUCUCAAACCCAACCCUCUAUGCUUUUCACCUUCUCAAAUCCAAUCCUCAAUUUACUUCAAACCCCUCAAAGUCUCAGAACUUCAGCCAUCAGUUCGUCCCAAUGAAGAAGGAGAAGAAGAAGAAGACCUUCAAAACUCGCCUCAGCUCCAAGACUUGUCCCCAAACGGCGCCGUUUACCGGAAAACGCUGGCAUUGGUCGAGUGCUCCAUGUUCGCUGCCCUCACAGGCUUGGUUUAUUUCUUGAGCAAUUCUCUUGCAAUUGAGAAUUAUUUUGGAUGUUUUUUCUCACUGCCAAUAGUGAUAUCCUCAAUGAGAUGGGGCAUUGCAGCUGGAAGGAAAACUAUGGUUGCAACAACCGUGCUGUUACUCAUCUUGUCUGGACCAGUAAAAGCCUUAACCUAUUUGCUUAGGCAUGGUAUAGUUGGUUUCACAAUGGGUGCUUUGUGGAGGAUGGGAGCAGAUUGGAGUCUCUCGAUUUUCUUGUGCACAAUUGUUCGAGCAUUGGGUGCUGUAGGAUAUGUCUUAAUAACCUCAUUCUUGAUAAGAGAAAACAUUCUUGCUUUGAUCACCAUAAACAUACAUGCUUCUCUUACAUUCAUGUUCACUGCAGCGGGAAUAUAUACAAUUCCGUCGAUGGAGUUUAUAUACACCCUAUUUGGGAUCCUCGUUUUGCUAAACAGCGGAUCCUUCAUGUUCUUGCUGCACCUAUUAUACUCGGUGUUCCUUACCAGGCUUGGGAUGAGGACUUCGUUGAGGUUGCCAAGAUGGCUAGAGAAAGCAAUAUAACAGCAAGUUAUCUAAAGAUUUCCCACAGGUAGCAUAUAAUUUCACCAGGGCUGGCCUUCACAAUUGAUUUACUGUUAUAAUUCCCCAAGACCAAACAUAACUCCUGUCAUGGACUAUUCAAGUUAGUCCAUUGUUGACCAGUCUAUAGAAAGCUAGCAAUGAUGGCACCGCAAUUCUUUCGAUUGCAUAGAUAUCUUGAAAAUUACCUUUGUAUAUGUAUACAUUUUUAUGCAUUAAGAUACCUCUAUGUACGACAAUAAUGAUUAAAUAGGAACAUGAGUUUUCCAAAGAAGUACUUAAAAUCUCUUUUUAAUAUAUUAUUAAUUUAUUAAUAAACACCCUUAGGUCUGCUAAUUUGAGUGGGACAUCUUUGUAAUUGUAUGGAGAAAUUUUGGCUUUAGUGUUAUCCGGCUGGUGAAAAUCGAGUUCUUUAAAAAUAAUAAUAAUAUUAUUAAUAAUAAAAGUUAUGAAUUUUCGAAAAUUCAAAUCCCUGAUUCCAAUCUUAGACCAAUUUAAUUCAGUUCCCAAAAUUUUCCAAAACUAUGAAGACUCAAUAUGGAACAUCCAUUAACAACUAACAAUAUGGAUAAAUCAAAAUCACCAUAGCAAAAAAUGGCCUAUUCUUCUAUUCUAAAAACAAAUUACAACAAAUAGAUGAUUAAAUCGGGUCUCUCCGGUCACUACUUUCAUCUUGUUAUACAAAAAUACAUUAAUCAAAAACCUCAGCAAAGAUUGCGUCAUUCUUCACUUGCC
Messenger RNA from Ziziphus jujuba (common jujube), 1707 nucleotides. RefSeq lists its product as uncharacterized. The record is from RefSeq and is a predicted model, not a curated record. Lineage: Eukaryota; Viridiplantae; Streptophyta; Magnoliopsida; Rosales; Rhamnaceae. The transcript has 8 exons. Bases 52 to 954 code for a protein of 300 amino acids.